CAGCCAUCUACGUCACAACUACGUCGACCCUUCAUUGGCCAGUGAUGCUUCGAGACCAUGUGUGCCAAUUUGCUACUGCACCUAGCAAUUGUCAUAGCACUCUGCAUAUAUUGUGAGAUUGAAGGUGUUCAGAUCACAGGCCUGUUUGUUCCUCACGAGGUUCAGAAUGGCAGCGACCACGUGUUGUUGGACUGUGAGUACUCUCUACGACCUGAGGAGUUACAACCUACGUCAGGGCUGGUCGUCAAGUGGUUCUAUAACAACAGUCCGGCACCUGUGUACCAGUGGAUCCCUGGCAACAAGCCCCAGGACCUCGGUGUCCUCAAGGGCCGCCUCAACCUGGAGCACCGAGCCUCACAACACAACGGCACGGCCCACCGCGCCCUCUACAUCCUUCAGCCUACCACGGACCUGUCCGGCGAGUACAAGUGUGCGGUGUCCACCUUCCACGAGGAGGACUUCAUGAUCAAACGCAUGCUUGUAUACGCGCCGGAAAGGAAGAUAGAAGUUUUCCAGACCAAGACAGACCUCCAAGGAGUGAACGUUUCCUGCAGAGCCCUCGGAGUCUUCCCAGAGCCCAAGAUGGUCCUUUACAAAGGCAACGACAUCAAGAAAAUGUAA
Messenger RNA from Macrosteles quadrilineatus (aster leafhopper), 621 nucleotides. RefSeq lists its product as uncharacterized. Bases 58 to 621 code for a protein of 187 amino acids. The transcript is spliced from 4 exons. The record is from RefSeq and is a predicted model, not a curated record. NCBI's taxonomy places the organism in Eukaryota, Metazoa, Arthropoda, Insecta, Hemiptera, Cicadellidae.